UUCUACCACCUCUACCCGUUCGAGAAGAUGUCCAUAUGCACUGACACAAUAAAAUCUGAAAAGGGUUGGAGGGAUAGCAUAGUGGGCAUUAGUGGGGCUUGGUCUUCGCCGGCUGCAGAGGAUUACCCAAUCCCGAGCGCCUUUGGUGUCUGCUCUGUCUCCUCCUAUAAAAAAUUCAAAUCCCAUAAACAUGACUGCCCCUGUGAAACAUGCGUUCCUCGUUUUUGCACUUACUUAUGCCGCUCCUUGGGAAUACCUUGUGAUGACUUGAGCUAUAGUGUUUGCAGGGAUAGGAGUAACUACUUGAAGAGAUACGUUCUGAACGAUAUUCCUUCCUGCUCAGAUCUCCUCACUUCAGACAACCUCUUUGCGCUCUCAUCACUCGGCUACAACAUGAGCAGACUUCAGAUUCCCUCUUUUGGCAGGAGGAAAAAUACUCCCCCAGCCACUCCUGCUGCUGGGGCGACCUCCUCUCCAGCGUCAGCUUCUUCUUCAGCCACCAUAUCUGACACUGUCCCGAGCGCAGUGGCUACUAACCCUGUUGCCAGCGCCCCUGCUGCCAACCAGAACGCGCCCUCCCCAGCUACCAUAGCUCCUGCUGCUGCGGGGGGCGGUCGGGACAAAGAACGAGGCAAAAGGCCUCAUCCUGACAGUGAAAUCGAUCCUGAGGAGGAGCCUCUCAUUAGAAGGACCCGGGUCUCUGGGCCGGGUACUCUCUUGCACCGAGCGAUCAGAGCUCCUUCUCCCUCUGGGCCUCCCGCAGCUGGUGGCUCUGCUUCUGCUUCAGGCCCCCCUUCUAUCCCCAGCUUACCGCCAUGGGCCCCUCGGUACACCCGAACGGAUGGGACGUUCGUGAAACCGAACGAGACCAUGCUGAAGGAUGGCCAGACCGCUAUGGCCUACUACAGGAGCAUGUGGACUCCGAAGGACCUUGAGGCGGCAAAGGGCCUUUCCCAGAAGGACGUGUUCAGUCGCUUUCCCCAAUCUGCUAUGGAGACAUUGUUCGGGAUGAUGGCCAUGCAGAAGCAGGUGGAGAUGGGGAACGCCAGGGCCCGAAAGUAUUCUGACAGCCUGGAGGUGGCUAAUAAAGAAAAUGACCUCCUUGCCAUGAAGAAUACCGAGGUGCUGGUUCGGCUUGACAAAGCCGAGCAAGAGAGAGAUGUCCUGAAGAAGGAGAAUGAUUCCCUUCAGGAUGAGAAGGACGCCCUCCAGCUUGAGAAGAGCGUCUGGCAGACUGAGCGGGAAUCAAUUAGAGAAGAGAAGGCAGAACUCCAGCGCCUUCUAGCUGAUGAACAGUCUGCUCGGAUGGCUUUUGAAAAAAGAGCUCUCGACGAGCGUACCGCUCUGAUCGACGCGAUCAGCAGAGUGGGUGGUGGGAUGCUGGCCCUUCACGCUCGGUUCUCCAGGGUCGGUGCUCUUCGGUAUGCUCAAGGAUUCCGGGAAGGUUUCGCCGACCGGGUUCCGGAUGAGGGACAGACCAGCUCCACUCCGGAUGAGGUAGACAAGGAUCUGGGGAUCGAACCUCUGGGGGUCUAUGUCGACCCAGAACCCACCGAAGCGGAACGUAUAUUUGAUGAGUGCCAGGACAUCGCAUCCUCAAGGAUCAUCACAGCUCCUCCUACUGCUCUGCCACUGACCGCUCCCCAAUCGUCAACCGUGGCUCCUUCUAUAGCCACUGCUGACGCUGAACCCCAGCCGAACGAUUCAGUCAUUCACCUGGAUUCCCCACCUCAUGAGGGUGAGGCGGCUGAUGGGGCCGAGGAGGCGAGUCGGCAAGACCAGGAUGCUGUUGGUACUGAGGCGUCUAGCUAGGGCUCCUUCGAAUUCUUCUAGUUCAUAUCUUCUUGUAAUGAUGGACAUCUCUCUUUUGUAAACUCAAUGUUCAAUAUUAAUGAAA
This is a messenger RNA of Cornus florida, 1897 nucleotides long. RefSeq lists its product as uncharacterized. The record is from RefSeq and is a predicted model, not a curated record. The transcript has 2 exons. The coding region runs from base 28 to 1812 and encodes 594 amino acids. NCBI's taxonomy places the organism in Eukaryota, Viridiplantae, Streptophyta, Magnoliopsida, Cornales, Cornaceae.